AUAUAUCAUUUCAAAUUAGCGCACAACAGCCCGCUUUUAUUGAGACAACUUAGCGAUCGCAGCGCCUCACUUAUUUUGUCCGUAUUUCGGGGACACUAUUUUCUACAGCGAUCGUUCUCCUUCUCUCUAACCUCCAUGGGACAGUGUGAAACUUAACAAGAUGGCGGUGUUAGUUCCGGUUUUGGCCAUGCGCCAAAAGAUUCUUGUCGCACGCACUGUACAUGAAUCAUGAAGUCAAUCAAAAUUAUUUCAUGCACUGUAUGAUUGUUGUUGAUCAUUGUUCGUGUUCAUCGUGUUAUUUUUCGGAACCCUAAAAACUUGGGAAAACUGGCGUUGUUUUUAUUUGGCAACCUAGAAAUAUGAAAGAAACGUACAUCAUUUUGCUUUGUGUAAACAAUUCGAUUAAAUGUAACGAAUAUAACUUUGUUAAAAAAUGAGAUGAUAAUCUACUUUUCUAAUAAAAAAUGAAUAUACUUCCUAAGAAAAGGUGGCAUGUGAGAACAAAAGAAAAUAUAGCACGAGUGAGAAAAGAUGAAGCAGAAGCAGCAGAAAAGGAACGGCAGGAGAAGAUUCGAAUCGACAGAGCGGAACGUGAAGCUCGUUUGAACACACUAAAACAUAAAAGCAAACAGAAGUUGAUAGAUCUAGAUCUUCAGCCACAAACUUCAGAAAGAGUUUCUAAGGACCCAGAACAUGUUAAUUUUUUCUCAGACCUUGAACAUGCUGUUCAGUCUACCAACAAAGAACAUGAUAAAGAAUUCAAAGACAAGAAAGAAGAGUAUGAGAAAAAAAUUGGUUAUUUAACAUAUUUAGGACAAGACACUAAUGAAGCCCUUGGUAAGAAAAAUUGGUAUGAGGUUCCUCCAGAUGCAGCACGAUUUUCACGUCCCGGAGAUGUUAAAGAUACUUAUGAAAAGCUUAUCUUAAGAGAUGAAGAUGGAAAACCAAAAGAAAAAACAUUGGAUAUAAAAGAUAAUGAAAUUGCUUGGAAAGCAAAACAACGAUUAGAUCCUUUGAAUACAUUUAAACAUUAUUGUAAUAAGUCUAAAAUAGAAAAGGAUGUUAAAUUAAAGCAAGAGGAUUAUGUAAAAGUUACAGCAGAUAUAAAAAAGAGACAUAAAAAUAAAUCAAAACACAAAGAUGGUGAUCAAUCUAAAGACAAUCUCAAGAAAUUAAGAGAAGCAAGAUUGAAGAGGGAACAACAAGAGAAGUAUAAAACUGAAAUGUUCUUAUCUAAACUUAGUGGUUUGGCAGCACCUGAAAGUUCUAAACAAGAUAACCCUAAAAAAAUCCAGCCCAAAUACAAUUCACAGUUCAAUCCUGAACUUGCAAGACAAAAUUAUAGGUAAAUUAAUAUGUUAAAAACAUUUCUACCUUUUGAGGUUCACACUAUUUAUUAUUAUUGGACAAUCAUUCACUGGGCAAAAUUGAAAAACUAAAUGGCUUAAUGAAUAACCAUAGCAAUCAAAUUUUUAAGUAUAUAUUAUUUCAAAUAUAAAGCAACAGGUGACUGAUUGACUGAUCUAUCAAAGCAUAGCUCAAAGGAGUGGACUGCUCAGGCUGCUAGCUAUUAUGAUAUAGACAUAUGCUAAGAAAGGAUUAAAGGAUUAGGAUUGAAAUCAACUUUACAAUAUUGAUUAGAAAUUUGUGUAGGAAGUCCUGGGCAUAGUCUAUACAUAUAAUAAAAUUGUAGAAAAGUGGUGUCUGUACAAUGGAAAUAUAUAAAAAAAAGUAGCAGGGGUUGUUAUUAUAUCGAUGCCAAACCCGAAAUUGUAAUUAAU
Messenger RNA from Maniola jurtina (meadow brown), 1781 nucleotides. Its product is annotated as leukocyte receptor cluster member 1 homolog. The record is from RefSeq and is a predicted model, not a curated record. NCBI's taxonomy places the organism in Eukaryota, Metazoa, Arthropoda, Insecta, Lepidoptera, Nymphalidae. Bases 465 to 1349 code for a protein of 294 amino acids. The transcript has 2 exons.